AUGGAUGAAAACCUCGAGUUUCACAUCAAAGUUUCAUAUUUUGAAAUAUAUAUGGAUAAAAUUCGCGAUUUGCUUGAUGUUUCAAAGACAAAUCUACCUGUUCACGAAGAUAAGGAUCGAGUACCAUACGUUAAAGGCGCUACAGAACGGUUUGUAUCUAGUCCUGAAGAGGUGUUUGAUGUAAUUGACGAGGGAAAAGCCAAUCGUCAUGUUGCCGUUACUAAUAUGAAUGAACAUAGUUCUCGAAGUCAUUCAGUAUUCAUGAUUACUGUUCGUCAAGAAAAUUUAGAAACACAGAAAAAACUUCAUGGAAAACUUUAUCUUGUCGAUUUGGCUGGUAGUGAGAAAGUUGCUAAAACAGGAGCUGAAGGUACUGUUUUGGAUGAAGCUAAAAAUAUCAACAAAUCGUUAUCUGCUCUUGGUAAUGUAAUCAAUGCACUUGUAGAAGGAAGUUCACAUGUUCCUUACCGUGACUCUAAGUUGACGCGUAUUCUUCAAGAAUCUCUUGGGGGUAAUGCACGAACAACCAUGGUGAUCUGUUGUUCACCAGCGGCUUUUAACGAAGCUGAAACAAAAUCAACGCUUAUGUUUGGCAUGCGUGCUAAGACAAUCAAGAAUUUAGUCACUGUCAAUGAAGAACUAACUGCCGAUGAAUGGCGACGACGAUAUGAACGUGAGAAAGAGAAAGUCAGAAAACUUCGCAUUAUUGUAUCUCAUCUAGAAAGUGAACUAAAACGUUGGCGAGUUGGUGAAUCUGUUAGUCAAACUGAAUGGUUUACAGAAAAUCAAUAUGCUGCCGCUAUGGAUGAUGCAAGAGAUGUCACCACUCCAGAUAUAUGUCCAGCUAAACUUAUGUCAGAUAGUAUUUUGACUACUGCAUCACAAGGUAUUGAAUUUCCAAAUUUAUCUCAAGUACGUGCUUCUGGUGGUGGUGGUGGUGUUGGUGGUGGUCCAUUUCAUUCAUCUAGCAUAGCUGCUACCAUAAGUAGUGGUGGUGUCAGUGGUGGUGUAGGCGGUGUCACUGGUGUUGGUGGUGGUAGCGGUGGUGGUGUUGGUGAUGAACAAUUACAAUUUCUUUAUCAACAACUUGAUGAUAAAGAUGAUGAGAUUAAUAAACAAGCACAAACAAUUGCACGUCUACGACAACAAAUUGAAGAACAAGAUGAUAUUAUUAAUACGCUGCGUAAAGAACGUGAAGGUCAGCUGAAAGAGAUUACAAGUUUACAGGCUGAAUAUCAAUCAAGUAAAGAAGAAGUCAAAGAAGUAUUACAAGCUCUUGAAGAAUUAGCUAUGAAUUAUGAUCAAAAAGCACAAGAAAUUGAUUUAAAAGCUAAAGAAUUAGAAGAAGCACAAGAAUCUCUAUUGAAACAAACUCGUUUAAUGCAUAGUAAAGAUGGUGAAUUAACCCAAUUGAAAGAUACGCAUCAAAAUCAAAAAAAGAAAUAUACUGAAAUGAUGUCUAGUUUAUUGAAAGAUUUAAUUGAUGUUGGUGAAUGUUUAAAUGAUCAGCUGACGAAACCAUCUGUUGGUGCUGAACGUUUAGAUGAAGAAUUUACUGUUGUACGUUUAUAUAUAAGUAAAAUGAAAACUGAAGCAAAAUCAUUACAAUCACGUGUACGUCAAUUAGAAGAGGAACGUGUUCAACAUGUACAAUUAAUGCGUAAAAGUGAUGAUGAAUCCAAAGAUUUACGUACACGACUUCAUUCGUUUGAAGUAAAAAUUAAUACAUUGACUGAUAAAAUUGAUGAAUCUGAAUCACGUAAACGUCAAUUACAAGAAAUUGUUGAUCAAUUAAAUGCUGAAGUAGCUAAAUUACGUGCUAAUGAACAAUUUAUUACUGGUUCAGCUGGUGAACAAAAUGAAAAAAUUCUUGCUGGACAAUCAGCUAUACGUAUGAAAUUAGAUGAAGAAUUUAAACGUCAAUCGGAACAUUAUGCUAUGCAAAUGAAACAUUUACGUGAUGAAUUAGAUGAAAAACAGAAAAAAUUAGAAGAAUAUAAAGAUGAAGCGAAUGAUUUCAAAUUUCAAUCAGAAAAAUCUCAAGAAGAAAUUAAUCAUUUACGUGCAGAAUUAGAAGAUAAAACUACACGUUUAGAAACAUUGGAAAAAACAGCGGAGAAACGUGAACAAGCCAAACAAGAUUUACGUGGUUUAGAAGAGACAGUAAUUAAAGAAUUACAAACUUUACAUAAUUUACGACGUUUAUUCAUACAAGAUUUGAAUUGUCGAAUCAAAAAGUCGGCUAAUCGUGUGAAUGCAUUAAGUGCAGCGGAAAAAAUCACAGCCAAUAAUAACAAUAAUAAUAAUAAUAACAAUAGUAAUCAAUGCGGUCAACAACAACAAAUUACUGAUAGUCUACUUAUUGAUGAUACCACUACUGCUGCGGCUGCGGCUGCUGUUGGAAAUAAUGUUACUACUACUACUGCUGGUGGUGUAGUUGUUGACAAUAAUCCUGCUGCUGAUGAUGAUGACGAUGAUGAAUCUAUACAAAUUGGUACAUUGGCACAACGUGAAAAAAUUAUAUUUCUUGAAAAUAAUUUAGAUAAAUUAACUAAAGUACAUAAACAGCUAGUACAUGAUAAUGCAGAAUUACGUUGUGAAUUACCAAAAAUGGAGAAACGAUUAAAAAGUACAUUAGAACGUGUACGUAGUUUAGAAUUAUCAUUAAAAGAAGCUAAAGAAGGUGCUAUGCGUGAUCGUAAACGUUAUCAAGUUGAAGUGGAACGAAUUAAAGAAGUUGUACGUCAACGUAAUAUUACAGCACGUCGUGGUCAAUCACAAAUCGCUAAACCAAUACGUGCUGGACAUGCACCAAUGAAUAGUCCUCAUGUUGGUGGUGGAACAACCAUGAUCAAUGCACAACAACCAGUUGUACGACCUGAUCUACUCGGUACACCAUAA
Messenger RNA from Schistosoma turkestanicum, 2901 nucleotides. The record is from the annotation of a GenBank genome assembly. NCBI's taxonomy places the organism in Eukaryota, Metazoa, Platyhelminthes, Trematoda, Strigeidida, Schistosomatidae.